AUGACUUCCCUUUAUGCACCUAGUGCAGAGGAUGUCAUGAAAAGAUUGAGACCGUUCGGUCUUUUCUUUGAGAAAUCCCUGAAGGAUCUGAUCAAGGGGAUAAGAGCAAAUAGCGAAUCACCAGAACAACUUCACCAAUUCCUUAUACAAGCACUAGCCGAGUGUAGGGAGGAAGCCAAUUCACCUGAUCUCAAUUUAAAGACCAAUUCUGUAUUAAAGCUCACGUAUCUGGAGAUGUAUGGUUUUGAUAUGUCGUGGGCCAAUUUUCAUAUUCUAGAAGUUAUGAGUAGUAGUAAGCUUCAGCAUAAAAGAGUUGGAUAUUUGGCUGCCUCUCAAUCGUUUCACAAAGACCCUGAUAUUUUAAUGCUUGCUACGAAUCUGUUAAAAAAGGAUUUGAAAUAUGAUGGCAAUAAUGAUACGUUGAAAAUGGGAAUUGCUUUGAGUGGGUUAUCUAAUAUGAUCACGCCUUCGCUUGCCAGUGAUAUAUGUGAUGACCUGUUUGCUAUGUUGGGAAGUUCGCAUGCAUACAUAAGAAAAAAAUCAGUGACAGCUUUAUUCAAACUCUUUCUGCAGUAUCCUGAGGCCUUGAGAGAUAAUUUUGAUAGCUUUGUUGCGAAACUUGAAGACGAUGAUCUCUCCGUUGUUUCUGCAACGGUAAGCGUUGUUUGUGAACUAUCAAAAAAAAAGCCAGAACCCUUCAUUCCCUUAUCUCCAUUGUUUUAUGAGAUGCUGAUAAAUAUCGACAAUAAUUGGAUCAUUAUUCGAUUAUUGAAGCUAUUCACCAAUCUUUCACAAGUUGAACCAAAACUGAGAACUAAGAUUCUACCAAAAGUUUUAGAACUUAUGAGUAUGACGUCUGCCAUUUCAGUAAUUUACGAGUCGAUAAACUGUAUUGUGAAGGGCCACAUGCUUGACUCUGAUGACUAUGAUACGGCUUUGAGCUGUCUACAAGAAUUGACCAAGUUUUGCAAUUCGAACGAUCCGAACUUGAGAUACAUCAGUGUUGUCUUGUUCUAUAAAAUAGGAAAAAUCAACACAGAUUUUAUAUCGGAAUUCGAUUCACUUGUUAUUCGUCUUCUCAAAGAUCCUGACGUCUCAAUCAGAAGCCGCGCUUUGGAAUUAUUAGAGGGAGCUGUUGAUGAAGGAAAUAUUAAGAAAAUUGUAGAAAUCCUCAUUGGGCAGUUCACUGCAAAUGAUACCGUGUUUGUCUCGCGGCUUGGUGAACCGGUUGACAGUUUUAACCCCAGAAAAGAGGUGACGAUUGACAUUCCAUUGUCUUACAAAGUUAAGAUGGUUCAAACAAUUUCGAGAAUCUGUUCGAUGGACGAUUAUGUCAACAUUUCCGACUUUGGAUGGUAUAUUGCCGUCCUUUCCGACUUAUGCGUCAUUUCUCAGGAUUUAAAUGAUGAGUCUUUGGGGUACCAGCUGGGGGAGGACUUACGAAAUAUAAUGGUUAAGGUUCCUAGUAAGAGAGAUAGGGCUGUGAGAACAAUUAUAGGUUUGAUUUCCAACAAAGAUAUUGUUCAGCAUUUGCCUGCAGUACUGAAAGAGUGUUUCUGGUGUAUUGGAGAGUAUUCUUCGUUGAUUGAAAAUGGAGAUGAUCUUCUAAGGCUGAUAAUAAAGGAAAGAAAAUACUCUGCAGAUAUCGAACAAGUCUUAAUUCAGUCGUUGAUAAAGGUUUUUAGCAAUUGGUGCAAUCGUCAUGAAAACAUUCCUGUGAAGUCUGUGAAGGACAUGACGAACGAAUUGAUAGUCUACCUCGAAUCCUUGAGCUUUUCAAAAUCCUUUGAAGUUCAGGAGCGUAGCGUUGAGUAUCUUGAAUUGCUGAAGCUGUGCUCGGAAUCGCUUGAUAUGGAUGAUAAUGAACUACCGAUACUGAUGACAGAAGUUUUACCUAGUUUAUUUGAUGGAUGGGAAUUAAAGCCUAUAUCACAUGGCACGCAAAGAAAGCUUCAACGUAAUCUAUCAUUGGAUUUAGAAACUCCAUUCUUAACCGAAGAUAUGUUACAAGAACUCAUUGAUCAAGAUGAAUUUCAGGAGGGAUUCGACUCUUUGGGAGAAUCAGACGCUGAAUCUGAUAAUGAAUCUGAGACUUUUUCUCAAUUUGAGAACAAAACUCCCUCAGGAACCUCUAAUACGUAUACUUCAUCGCCAGGAGGGAAAUAUGAACUUGAAGAGAAAAGAAGACGUGAACGCAUGGACAACCCGUUCUAUUUGGAUGAGAAGGAAGAUGAUUUGAAGAAAAAGGACAGUCUUCUAAUCGAUUUUGACGACAACGAAUCUGUUGUUGGCUCGCAAAAACCUAGUGUGAUAAGGCUUUCUGUAGAUGAUGGGGUAGAAAAAAAGAAGCAAAAGUCCAAGAAAAAGAAGAAGCAUAAGAAAGUUCAGGUCCUUUCUGAUGAGGUUGUCAUGAACGAUGACGGCAAAGAUGAUGACGAACUCAGUGAUUCUAGAAGUUUAAGUUCUGGUAAAGCUUCAAACAGUAAAAUCAACCUCAAGUUACAAACCAAACUGGAAACCUUCGAUUUUUCAAGGCCACAACCAUUGUCACAAGAUGCUAGUGAUGUUAGCGUCGAAGGAAAAGCUGAAUUGGAGAAAUUGCGAGCCAAGUUCGCACAAGAAUCUCUACACGACGGAGAUCCUGAUGAGGAAGUCAUAGUAAUAAAAAAGAAAAAGAAGAAGUCCAAGAAGAAGCAAGCUAGUUCCAAGAAGGAGAAGAUGGUAGAAGAGGGUGUAUAA
Lachancea fermentati is the source of this 2739-nucleotide messenger RNA. NCBI's taxonomy places the organism in Eukaryota, Fungi, Ascomycota, Saccharomycetes, Saccharomycetales, Saccharomycetaceae. The record is from the annotation of a GenBank genome assembly.